AUGGCCGCCGAUGCAGAUGAACGAACGCCCCUCCUCAAAAUCAAAUCCGGCGCCGGGGCCGUGAAGCGGGUCGGUCGCGGCCUCUGGUCACCCGCAAACCGUAUCCUGUUCGCCGGCUUCCUCGUCUCCCUGACACUAGGCCUCACUCAAGUUCCCAUUAUCUACGUCUUCCGUGUAAUGGCAUGCGAAACCUUUUACAAGUCUCACGCCCCCUACGACGGCCCCGCCUCGGAAAUGUGUCACCGCCGUGAGAUUGACGCAAACACGGCCACCCAGGUCUCCAUCCUCGGCAUGACCACCUCCGUGUGCGGCAUUCUUAACCUCUUCAUCUGCGGCGACCUCAUCAAGCGCUGGGGUACUCGCUGGGCCCUUAUCAGCCAGACCGGCCUGCUCGGCAUCCGCGUCUCGUGCCAGGUCCUCGCCGUGUCGCAGGGCGCGCAAAAGGGAAUCGACAUGAUGCAGUACACGCAGCUUAUUGGCAUCUUUGGUGGGCCGAGGGGAUACAUGCUGGUUUUGAACACGGCAAUUGCGGAGGUUGUCGAAAGAAGAAAGCAUACGGGCGUGUUUGGUCGGCUGCAGGGUGCAGUCAUGAUCGGUACCGCCAUAGGGUACUUGCUCGGCGGUGUUUUGGGUGAUGUGUUCGGCAUCACCAGUCCUUUCAUCGUUGCCAUCGGCUGCUUUGCCUUUGCAACGACCUACGGGGCCAUCUUCUGGCCGGCACCCCCAGAAGAGACGGAGCAAACGGACGGCAAGACAACGCCCGGCGCUUCUGGCUUCCUGGCUCCUAUCAAGGUGCUCAUGCCGUCCAAGUACCGUCUUGAAUCUGGCAAGAUUGUGAAAAACUAUGGUCUCGUCUUUCUGGCCCUGGGCAUCUUCUUCGGCGUGUUCGCCACGGGUUAUGCGCCCAUCCUCAUCCAGAUGUACGCCACCUCCCGCUUCAGCUUUGGCACAACGGAGAACGGUAUCCUUAUGUCCGGCAACUCGUGGAUCCGCGGCAUCUUCUUGAUGUUCAUCUUUCCGGAAAUAAUCGACAGCGGACGCAGAUGGUUUGCCUCGUCAUCCCAUGCCGGAGCUCUUCAAAAGACGCUCACCCAGGAGGAACGGAGCGUCAUCCCCACUCACCCCGAGGACAUGGACCCGGCACCCGGCUUGAUGAACGCUUCCGAGCCAACAAAGGCGCCGCCUGAAGAGGAGGACGAGGAUAGCACUUUUGACCUGUUCUUCCUGAGGUGGAGCUUGGUGGUGGAUGGCAUCGUCACGUCCCUCGCGGCUUGGGCAACGGAGGGCUGGCAUGUCUAUGCCGCCGCUUUCCUGCUACCAUUCGCAUCCGGAUCGGCCCCUGCAGCAAAGGGCGUCAUCACGGAAAUGUGCCCGCCGCAUAUGCGACAAGACGCCCUGAGUGCCAUUACCCUAGUUGAGAGUGCAGCUACUCUCACGACGCAGGGUAUCUUCGGCUUCAUAUUUGCCACGCUGUCUGAGAUGGGCAAGCCGAAUCUCACAUUCUUUGUGAACGCCGCUCUCGCCGUUGUCGCCGUGGGCAUUCUUCUACUGGCUCAUUACCCCCCGGUUAACAGUACGCGGGUCGAGGAUGAGGCGAGUGAAGAAAUCAGUGAAUCAAAUUGA
Molecule: messenger RNA, 1623 nt
Organism: Colletotrichum abscissum
Lineage: Eukaryota; Fungi; Ascomycota; Sordariomycetes; Glomerellales; Glomerellaceae
Product: major facilitator superfamily transporter
Exons: 7
Coding region: 1-1623 (540 amino acids)
Biological process (GO): transmembrane transport
Cellular component (GO): membrane
Molecular function (GO): transmembrane transporter activity
Source: RefSeq, a predicted model, not a curated record